UCUAAAGAGUAACCCAUGUAAACACAUGCAGCCGCACUCUUAUAUAAAUGCUGUGACCAUAGCAAACAAAUCUCUCAUUCUUUUCUUCUCCAUACAACUUCUUCCAUCUCUGUUCAUUCUUAUACAGGGAUUCAAAAAUGGGUAAUAAACGACACCGUAUUAGUCUCUUCUUUUUCCUCAUUAUUACAGUGGCGAUACUAAGAGUGAAAGCAAGAGGUGAAUACGGUUCACCGGAACAGUGUGACCUGUUCACCGGAACAUGGGUGGUGGAUGAAUCGUAUCCGUUGUAUAAACCAGCCACGUGUCCGUUUAUAGAACGCGAGUUCAGGUGUGAAGCAAAUGGACGGCCUGAUCUGAUUUACACACAUUACAGAUGGAAACCACUGUCCUGCAACUUACUCAGAUUCGAUGGAGAAGAUUUUCUGGAGAGAAUGAGGGGGAAGAGCAUCAUGUUUGUGGGAGAUUCAUUAAGCAGAAAUCAAUGGCAAUCUAUGACUUGUUUGCUUCAUUCUGCAGUGCCUAAUUCUAAUUACACUCAGGCUAGAGUUGGUGAUGUUUCUAUAUUUACAUUUCCGGAGUAUGAUGUGAAAGUGAUGCUAGAUAGGAACGUGUACUUAGUGGAUGUUGUCCGAGAGGAUAUAGGCAGAGUUUUAAAACUAGACUCCAUACAAGGAAGCAAACUAUGGAAUGGUGUUGACAUGCUUAUCUUUAACACAUGGCAUUGGUGGUACCGUAGAGGACCCACUCAACCAUGGGAUUAUAUAGAAGUGGGAGGUCAAGUUAUGAAAGAUAUGGAUAGAAUGAAGGCUUUUGAAAGAGCACUCAUUACAUGGGCAGCAUGGGUAGAUGCCAACAUUGACCCUACAAAAGUAAAGGUCUUCUUUCAAGGAAUUUCACCUUCUCAUUACAAUGGCACCCUAUGGAAUGAGCCAGCUGCAAAAAGCUGUAUUCGAGAGAAGACACCGGUGCCCGGAUCGACAUAUCCGGGCGGAUUGCCGCCGGCUGUUGGUGUGUUGAAGAGUGUCCUAAGCACAAUUAAGAAACCGGUCACAUUGCUAGACAUCACAACCCUUUCACUGCUGAGAAAAGAUGGACAUCCUUCCAUUUAUGGACUUUUUGGUUUAAAAGGAAUGGAUUGUAGCCAUUGGUGUCUCUCUGGUGUUCCAGAUACUUGGAACGAGAUACUCUACAACCUUAUAUAAUGUCAUUUUUUUGUUUAUUUUUUAUUUUUAUAAUUGAUCAAUUGGGGGGACUUAUUGGAUUCUUAUAAUAGAUACAAUUUAUAUAGAAAAAUUGGGUGGAUAGAUUGAUUUUGAUAGCUGCCUACCCUUUUGUAAUGCAUUGUACUCAAAAUUUGAUGAAAAUAAGGAAAUUAUUUGGGAAUUAACAAA
Vicia villosa (hairy vetch) is the source of this 1391-nucleotide messenger RNA. Its product is annotated as protein trichome birefringence-like 41. Gene Ontology annotation, molecular function: O-acetyltransferase activity. NCBI's taxonomy places the organism in Eukaryota, Viridiplantae, Streptophyta, Magnoliopsida, Fabales, Fabaceae. The record is from RefSeq and is a predicted model, not a curated record. The transcript has 5 exons. Gene Ontology annotation, cellular component: Golgi apparatus. The coding region runs from base 138 to 1202 and encodes 354 amino acids.